Messenger RNA from Anguilla anguilla (European eel), 1005 nucleotides. Its product is annotated as transcription factor HES-5-like. The transcript has 2 exons. Bases 23 to 517 code for a protein of 164 amino acids. NCBI's taxonomy places the organism in Eukaryota, Metazoa, Chordata, Actinopteri, Anguilliformes, Anguillidae. Gene Ontology annotation, cellular component: nucleus. The record is from RefSeq and is a predicted model, not a curated record. Gene Ontology annotation, biological process: anterior/posterior pattern specification; regulation of neurogenesis; regulation of transcription by RNA polymerase II. Gene Ontology annotation, molecular function: DNA-binding transcription factor activity, RNA polymerase II-specific; RNA polymerase II cis-regulatory region sequence-specific DNA binding; protein dimerization activity.
UCUACACAGAGACACAGCAACCAUGGCACCUACAGUCACUGCAGCAAUGAACUAUUCCAAUGAGCACCUGACUCUGGCUAACAAGCUGAGAAAGCCACUGGUUGAAAAGAUGCGCAGAGAUCGAAUCAACAGCAGCAUCGAGCAGCUCAAGUCUCUCCUGGGCCCAGAGUUCCGUGGCCAGAAUUCCAACUCCAAGCAGGAGAAAGCCGACAUCCUGGAGAUGACAGUUUGCUUCCUGAGACGGCAGCAUCAGCACCAGUCAGCGAACAGCACAUCCUGCUCUUCAGCUGUCAGUGAGGGCUACUCCAGGUGUGCGCAAGAGAUUGUCAGCUUCCUGUCUCGCUGUGAAGUGAAGACACCGUCCCAGAGAAGACUGCUGAGCCAUUUCCAGAACCCUCAGCCAUCCUCUGACAAGAGCAAGAUUCAGUUUGCAGCGCCUCAGCUGAGCUCUCCAGCACACAACACCAGCAGCAAAGAGGACACUCCAGCCAGCAGCGCCCUCUGGAGGCCCUGGUAGAGUCCUGCAGACUGUGUCACAAUUGUCAGACCAACAGAAUUGAACAUGCCUGUCGUAGAUGGGCAUGGACAGCGAUUCUCCGGAUGUAGGAAGUGUUCUUCCUCUCCUGCACUUGCAGGAGGUUUAAUACUCUGCUUUCAUUAAGAGAAAGCCCAAGAAAGACUGAAUGGCUCUUUCCAAUAUUUCAGGAACAUUAAAUAUCUUAUUUCUUGAGAAAUAAGACAUGUUCAUUUCAUGGAAAAUUUCCAUGUUUCUAUAGUUAUUUAAUAAUGACUGAACAAUGUUUUGUCUUUUGUUGAGACUCCAUACAUGAAUGCGAUGAACCCUUUAUCCAAACUGGGUAUCAUCUUAAAGUGUUGAUGUUGAUUGUAUCUGGGGAAAAAAUGCUUCUGUGAAGGCAAUUAUGUAGGCUCUUCUGUAUAUAAUCUCCAGGCAUGCAUUUUAUUGCAUGUGAAAAAAAAAACUUCUGAGAAGGAAUAAUUUGAUUU